UAUAUCCUUAGUAAAGUGGCGUGCGCCGCUAGUCUAUUGAUUGCAACCAAUCCACCCUGUUACCUCGAAUCACAUACAACAGCUGUGCACCUUUCAUCGCAGCUUUCGUACUUCGCACCGACAGCAAAACAAUUAUACAUGAUAUUGACAGUUCUACUUGGAGAAUGUUAACCGUGGCUACUAAAGAAAUAAUAGCAGUGUCGUCGAGGCAUAGUGACAAGGAUGUCGGUUCUCCAGCGAGUUGUGCAGAGAGUCAAAUCAGUGAGAUUGCCUUCCGCUUCUGCAGAGAGUUUCUGCCAGGCUCGUGGCGCACCAUACAACUCUCCGACUUGAUAUUUCACAAAAUCAGUGGGGGACUGAGCAACCUGUUGUACUGCUGCGAGUUACCAGAGCACAUUCCCGUCACUGAGGCAGAGCCCCGCAGGGUCCUGGUGAGGUUCUACGGCCAAGUGAACAGAAACAGGGCCUUAGAGACACUCAUCACAGAAUGUGUGAUCCUCACCUUGCUGUCAGAGCGGCAACGCGGGCCUCGCCUGUACGGCGUCUUUCCAGGAGGCCGGCUAGAAGAGUAUGUGGCCGCUAGACCAUUGAUGACUAAAGAGCUGGCCCAUCCCAAUGUUAGCAGUAAAAUAGCACAGAAGCUGGCCACUAUACAUUUGAUGGAUGUGCCGAUGAACAGAAACCCUACCCGAAUGUGGGACUCUAUAGAAAGGUGGAUUCAAAGGAUAGAGCACUUGGUGGAACAGCAAGUGACAGAUAACCCAGAGCUCACCACCAUGAUAGAGAAGCUGAGAGAACUGGAUGUGCGCAAGGAACUGGUCUGGCUCAGGAAGUUCUUGGAGAAAGUAAAGUCGCCAGUGGUGUUCUGCCACAAUGACAUGCAGGAAGGUAACAUCCUCCUGAGGAAUGGAGACUCUGAGGGCGGCCAGCUGAUUGAGCCGGCCCUCGAGAACAUCACUGUGGACGACCUGGUAGUGAUAGACUUCGAGUACUGUGGAUACAACAGGCGUGGCUUUGACCUGGCCAACCACUUCGUGGAGUGGAUGUACGACUACAAGAACGAUUCCCACCCGUACUUCUGGUCUAGGCCAGAGAAAGACCAUGCCUCUGUGAAACAGAAGGAAUGGUUUGUUGAAGCAUACCUGUCCACACUUGCCGAUUCACCCAGCUACCGGAAGAGGCCUGAAGACACAUUGGAACACAUCCUUAUAGAGAUAGAGUUCUACACUUUGGCGUCACACUUCUUCUGGUCUCUGUGGAGCGUUGUCUCCAACUCCAACACCUUAAAUCGGGCCGUUGAGUUUGACUACUGGUGUUACGGUGAAAGCAGAUUCAAGGAAUAUUACAGUCACAAAGCAAAGUUGCUGAAGCAUUCUAUAAGGUAGAGUCAGCAUCCAGACUCGGCUUCAGCUAUCACUGCAGCAGAGAGACACGGCCGAGCCAGCAAUAACUUGUUAUUCAUGCUGAUUUAUUUUGUUCAUGUAGAAUUAUAAAAUGAAAAUACAUUUAAUGUAAAGCUUUAACAACCUUGUACAUUAAAAAUAUUAUUUAUAUAUGUA
Homalodisca vitripennis (glassy-winged sharpshooter) is the source of this 1559-nucleotide messenger RNA. Its product is annotated as choline/ethanolamine kinase-like. NCBI's taxonomy places the organism in Eukaryota, Metazoa, Arthropoda, Insecta, Hemiptera, Cicadellidae. Gene Ontology annotation, cellular component: cytoplasm. The transcript is spliced from 8 exons. Gene Ontology annotation, biological process: CDP-choline pathway; phosphatidylethanolamine biosynthetic process. The record is from RefSeq and is a predicted model, not a curated record. Gene Ontology annotation, molecular function: choline kinase activity; ethanolamine kinase activity. Bases 165 to 1385 code for a protein of 406 amino acids.